Schizosaccharomyces octosporus yFS286 is the source of this 714-nucleotide messenger RNA. RefSeq lists its product as uncharacterized. Gene Ontology annotation, cellular component: nuclear body; RecQ family helicase-topoisomerase III complex. The transcript has a single exon. Lineage: Eukaryota; Fungi; Ascomycota; Schizosaccharomycetes; Schizosaccharomycetales; Schizosaccharomycetaceae. The record is from RefSeq and is a predicted model, not a curated record. Gene Ontology annotation, biological process: double-strand break repair via homologous recombination; resolution of meiotic recombination intermediates. The coding region runs from base 1 to 714 and encodes 237 amino acids.
AUGACGGAUACGUUGCUACUCAAAGAAAUGGAACAAAGAGGGAUUCCCUUAAAGAAUUCUUGGCUGUCGUUGGUCGUAAAUCACCUUGUUCAUCAGAGAAAAUAUGCUCGAGAGAACAUAACAAUCGAACUAAUCUUACCCUUUUUUAUAGCGUCCGAUAUUCGUAGUUCUACAACUGGAGCAAGUGCUGCAUCAUAUGAUAUUUCCAACCAGCAUAAUAUUACACUUUCCAACCCGUUAUUGGUACAAGUGGUUAGGAUCAGGGAAAUCGGGAAAAGCAUCGUAAGCCAGCUCGAAUAUCUGAAUCAACUGGAAGAACGGAAAAAACUAAAAGGCCAGCAAAUUAUUCGGCUAGUGGACGAAGAAGAUCGAGAAGACAAAGAAGGCGACGACAGCGGUAUCGCUGAGGCGCAAGAAGCCAUAUUUGAUGGAAAAGGUUUUAAGUGUAUGUGUCGACUGGUGUUAGAAGAUGCGAAUGGACAAAGAUUUUAUGGUAUGGAAUGGAAAUCAAUUCCAGGAAUCCAACUGGACACGAAUUUAGGAACAAAACUUCUUAUUCAGAAUGCCCAGAUAAAGAGAGGAACACUUCUUCUCACUCCCGAAAACACAGAGAUAUUAGGAGGGGAAAUUGACGAAUGGAAUCGAGAAUACUUCCCAAAAAAAUUAAUGCAAGAACUGAAAGAAGAAUUGGAAGUGAAGAAACUAAAGCCUUAA